UGGGACGGUGGCAAUGCCGUCGCCAAGUGAGAUAUCGGCUCUUGGGGAAGCUUUAGAGUCUACUAAGACCCCAUUUCUAUGGUCCAUCAAGGAACACGUGAUGGCAUACUUGCCCAAGGGGCUUCAGGAGCGGACAAGAGCAUAUGGGAAAUUCGUCCCAUGGGCUCCGCAGGGUCAGGUGCUGAGCCACCCGGCGUGCGGGGUCUAUGUGACGCACUGUGGGUACAACUCGGUGUUCGAGAGCGUGGCGGGUGGCGUGCCGAUGGUGUGCAAGCCAUUCUGGGCGGAUAACAUGAUGAAUGGGAGGAUGAUAGAGGAAGUGUGGGGGAUUGGAGUGAAAGUAGAAGGUGGGACCAUAACGAAGAGCGGGAUGGAGAAGGCAUUGGAGGUGGUGUUGAGGGGUGAGGAUGGGAAGGAAAUGAGGAAGAAGGUUGGUGAGUUGAGGGAGAGAUUGGUGGAGGCAGCUGGACCUGAUGGGAGUGCUGAGGCCGAUUUCAAGGUCCUUGUGGAGCUCAUCUCCACUUCAUGAAGCGCAUCAUGCACUAGCUCCAAUUUGCAGUAGACUUUAAUCAAUGUAAUAAGUGAUGUGUCUCAAAUUGCCAUUGGUCGUGAAAUCAAUGUCAU
This is a messenger RNA of Eucalyptus grandis, 624 nucleotides long. RefSeq names its product anthocyanidin 3-O-glucosyltransferase UFGT-like. Gene Ontology annotation, molecular function: UDP-glycosyltransferase activity. The transcript has a single exon. The record is from RefSeq and is a predicted model, not a curated record. The coding region runs from base 14 to 529 and encodes 171 amino acids. Lineage: Eukaryota; Viridiplantae; Streptophyta; Magnoliopsida; Myrtales; Myrtaceae.